CCACCCUCCUGAACCAAAAAGAAUGACAGAAGUGAUUAAUACCUGUGACCCUGCCAUGGAAGAAUUCACAUUAAGCGCUCCGCCCGGUGCUGAAGGCAACACAGUUCAGAUUUUUCCAGAUUCUCACGAAAAACAUCCUAAACUGACAAAGCGGUUGCCAUCAAUAGUUGUAGAGCCAACGGAAUCUGGAGAUGUGGAGAGUGGUGAACUGCGUUGGCCGCCAGAGGACCUUAGUCCAUCAGAAGACAAAAAUCUGUCUCGUGAUCAGAGAGAAGAAAAAUCCCAUCAAGCGCAGUGUUCAGAGGCUGAAGGUGCUACUCAUUCGUUCCACGAAGGAGAACAUUACGCCGGAUGCAGAGAAAGCGGAAAUAAUUAAAGCCUUCUAGAUAUCCUGUUUUUGUUUAUUAUCUUCUGUUGGAGAAAACACAAGUCGCAAAAUGAAAAAAACAUGGAGAUAUCAGUGGUUAUAAUGGGGUAGAUAUCGCAUGUAAGGAACAGUUGGGGCUACAUUGUAUAGUCCCUCUUUGAUUUCCAAGAAUCUUUCUUGGGUAGUUUUGGCAGAGUAUUUCCCCAGUUUCCUUAUCUCUUAGAAUUGUUGUUAGAAUUUGGUAGUAGCAACUGGAGAGUGUAUUGCUCAACCCCUUGACAUUACAAAUCUUAAAUCUUAUGUAGAUAGAGAUUAACAUCUAUAAUUAUAGCAAAGUGCUACUAGGACAUUUAUGAUUUAUCUUCUUGUUUCCCAAAUCAUAGAUCAUUUAUCCAGUCCCUGGAUGGUUAUCAAAUGUAAAUAUUUAAUUCUUUGUCAAAAAAGUAUCCAAAGGGAUUUUCGGAAAUGUGACUCAUAUUCAUUAGCACAUCUUUUCAUUUAAAAAAAUGAUUUAUUGUAACAUAUAUUACAUUAAAAAGGACCGCACAAAUCUA
This is a messenger RNA of Pelobates fuscus (common spadefoot toad), 921 nucleotides long. It is a transcript of the gene LBHD2, whose product is annotated as LBH domain containing 2. The coding region runs from base 23 to 376 and encodes 117 amino acids. The transcript is spliced from 4 exons. The record is from RefSeq and is a predicted model, not a curated record. Lineage: Eukaryota; Metazoa; Chordata; Amphibia; Anura; Pelobatidae.